UAUCACCAAAUUAAAGGGAAAAAAAAUGAGCCAAACUGAGAGCAUUUGGGCAAAGGUUCAGCUAAAAUCUCCCCCUGAGAAGUUCUAUGGGUUCUUCAGGAACCACAUGGGGGAUUUGGUUCAUAUGUUUCCUGAUAACUUCCAAAGCUUUCAGUUUCUUGAAGGAGAGAGCUUCACUACUGGCAGUGUUAUGCAUUGGCAAUACCAUCUUGGAAGUCCAGCAGCAGCAAAGAUAAAGAUGAGACUUGUGGAUGAUGUCAAGAAGUCCAUAGUUUAUGAAAUUAUGGAUGGAGAUGUUCUAAAGUAUUACAAAGUUUUUAGAGCAAAACUUGAAGCUGUUAAUGGAGGCUUAAACAAAGUUGGAGGAAACUUUGCAAAAUGGACUAUUGAAUAUCAAAAGGCAAAUGAAAAUGUUCCUUCACCAGAAAAUUACAUGGAAUUGGCUGUCAAAGUCUCCAAAGGCCUUGAUGCUUAUAUUUUCAAGAACUAAUCAACAACUUAAGUUGCUCAUUGCCCUAAGUAAUUAAAUGUUGUUUCAACUUGGGAUUGUUCUUAAAUAAGAAACUUUAUGUGUAAUGCAAUGUGUUAUGUUGUAUAAUUAUGGAUGUGGGCUUUUGGGGGAAAUGUAUGUGUGUUUUUUUCUUUAUGUAUUUGAAAAUUUAUCUAUUGUGUGUAUUAAAGCUCUCAAAUGUGCUAUGUGAAAACCUUCGAUUUAAGGA
This is a messenger RNA of Cucumis melo (muskmelon), 719 nucleotides long. RefSeq names its product MLP-like protein 423. The record is from RefSeq and is a predicted model, not a curated record. Gene Ontology annotation, biological process: defense response. The transcript has 2 exons. The coding region runs from base 26 to 490 and encodes 154 amino acids. Lineage: Eukaryota; Viridiplantae; Streptophyta; Magnoliopsida; Cucurbitales; Cucurbitaceae.